CUGUAUCACCACAUGAAUGACGAGUUUUAAUUUUUUCUUGUCGGUCAAAGAUGAGUAACAAUAAGACCUGCACUGCAGAAGAAGCCCAGGACAUCAGCCUAAUGGUCUUCCUCUGCCUGGUCUACACAACAGGAUUCCUUCUUAAUGUCUUCAGCCUCUGGAUCUUCAUCUUCCGGAUGACCAAAUGGAACGCUGGCACGGUUUUGCAGUUCAACUUGGCAAUAAGUGAUGCACUUGCCUUUCCUGCUGCCCCGCUGCUGGCAGCCUACUUUGUCAAUGAGAACAAACGGGAGUUUAGCAGCUUUUUGUGUGACUUGAAAAUAGCCUUAAUCAGUACUCACAUAUAUGGCAGCAUUCUGUUCCUAACCCUCAUCAGCGUUCAUCGCUAUGUGGUUGUGGUUCAUUUCAAACGAUCAUUGCGGAUAAAACAGAAAGCCUUUGUGAAGAAGCUGUGUUUUGGAGUGUGGUGUUUUUUGCUUGUUUGUGCCAUAAUAUUUGGCAUUCUGCUGCCUGUUACUGAUGAAGAUGGGCACAAACACUGCAUUUUCAUACAUCAAACCGGACUUGUCAGUAAGUACUUCAUUAUCAACUUUGUACUCGUUGUUUUUGGCUUUCUUGUGCCUUUCAUUGUGGCUGUGGUUUGCUACAGCUGUCUGGCUCGAACAGUAACCCAGGUAAACAGCAAAUCACUGCACAGUCAGUCAGUCAAGACAAAGUCACUAAGGACGAUAGGAAUAUGUCUGGUCAUCUUUGGAUUCUGCUUCUUCCCUCUCAAUGUCACUCGGACUGUCGCAGUUGUUCUUAAAAAGUAUUUCCCUGGACACUGUCAGCUUCUUAUACGAGUGGAAACGGCGUACUACUCAUCUAAUGUCCUGGCAGGAGUCAACUGUUGCUUGGACCCCCUUAUCUAUUUCUUUGGCUCACACAGUUUUAAUAAAUCAUUCCGAGGAUCUGUGAAAAUAAGAAGUGAAAAGGAAAAAGACAACAGGACUGAGACAGACACAAGUAACAGUACAAAUAGAAAUGCUAUCCACAGUACUGUGUAAAAGUCUUAGGCCCCCUAUUUUUUCAUUGCAACUUUGUUAUAGAUUUCUAUUUUAUGACUUCUACAUUAUCGAGUCAGUACAAAAACAUUUCAGAGUUCCAAAUGUUCGUUUUCCAGCACAAAAUGAAAUGUUACAGGAAAAAAAAAGUUUGUAUCUGAGCAGAAUAUUACGUAAGAGAGCACUUUUCAGAUUAAAAAAGAAAACAUAAUGAAGGCUACUGGGUUUUGCUGCAAAAUUAAGAAGCAAGUGUGGCAGUCAGAGUGUCCAGAAGAACUGUGGCUGGUUCUCCAAGAUGCUCAUUUAAAACUACAGCUCAUUUCCUUAUAAAACUGCAUUCAUUGUACAUCAGAUAAGGGAUAAAAUUAGCUCAUGUUUAAAGUCAUUUAAAUUCUGUAAAGCUGCUUUGUGACAAUGUCUAUUGUUAAAAGCACUAUAAACAUAAACUUGACUUGACAUGAGACUGCUAUUUUUUUUUGAAAGUAAAGGAUUGUCUCACACCAAAUAUUGAUUUUGUUUCAUUUAUUAUGACUUACUGCUUUUUAUAGUAUUUUUUUUUUUAUGUUGAAACAUUUUGUUUCGUUAUUUUUAAAGCCAUUUUUGGUCUACAGCAUUUCUUUACAUGUUCCUAAGACUUUUGCACAGUACUACAUACAGUAUCUUCGGGAAUGGCGUAAUAGCAUUUCAGAUGUACAAAAACAUCUCUUUCUUAUUUCCUUUAGUGGUUUAAGGUAUGUUUGGUUGCGAUUGCUUCCUGUAAUUUUCUUCAAUCAUAUUUCCUGUCAAAUAUUUUCUGUGAAAUGUAAUGCUAAACAUACUUCUGCAGCUUUGGUACACAGCGAGAUAUUUUCUUCACUGGUUUCCUUUGUCAUGCCAGUCUUCUUAAUAUUUUACCAUAGUAUUAUUAAGCUUUUAAGGACAGCUUGUAUUUAUGUCAUAAUAUGAUGUAUGCAGUUUAUUACAUGUAACCCUGUGUGAAAUUAUCAAUACAAUGUACACUGCCAGUCCGGUUUUGGAACACCCUUUGAUUAAGAAAUGGGUUUUAAUUAAAUACUCUCAAUAUGUAUGAAAGCAAUGUUUAUUCAUGAACUAAGAAAUAUAUCUAACUUACAGUCU
This is a messenger RNA of Neoarius graeffei (lesser salmon catfish), 2159 nucleotides long. Its product is annotated as P2Y purinoceptor 4-like. Gene Ontology annotation, molecular function: G protein-coupled receptor activity. The transcript has a single exon. The record is from RefSeq and is a predicted model, not a curated record. Bases 51 to 1046 code for a protein of 331 amino acids. NCBI's taxonomy places the organism in Eukaryota, Metazoa, Chordata, Actinopteri, Siluriformes, Ariidae. Gene Ontology annotation, cellular component: plasma membrane. Gene Ontology annotation, biological process: G protein-coupled receptor signaling pathway.